AAUCGACCUAAUUUGGAGGGGCUUCGCUCAUAGCCGAAGUCUCCUUUUUUUUACAAUUCUUGGCCAGGUAGGCGAUGGUUACAACUCCUUCUUCGACUCUGACUCUCGUCCUCUAUUCUAGACCUAAUCGCAGCAAGAGAAGCAUCACCAUCACCAUUCUCAUCACAUACAUCACCAUCGUCGGAGCUCAUUUCAGAGAUGACGUCGUUUGUUCUCCCCUGAAACGAUUCCACAUACAACCACCGGAUUUUCAGAUUUCGUAUAUAUGGGUUUGAAAUUAGUGAUGAAGGUUGUCAUGUGGGGGGUUUGUGGAGGUGUUUGAUGGUCCAUAUAUGGUGGGCUGAUGGUUGAGAAAUGAGUAUUGGUGGUUAAAGGCUGUCGAAUGAAGGACGGGAGAUAGUCAUGUUAGUUCCAUGAACAUGGAAGAAGGGUGGUGAUAGCGAGCUUUAUCCCCUCCGGCUAGAUCUGUCGCUGAAUAACACAACGUUGAAUAUUAUUGUAGUUCUUGCAACCUCCAAAGCUGCAAAGGAUUUCCAGCCUGUGGAAGGUUAAUAGGAAUCAUAUGGUAUUGAUUUUAAACUGAAAAAAAAAGUAUGGCUACUCCGGGUCGCUACUGUGUUGGGUCCUCAAGGGGUUCACUAAGACAUGUUGUCUCUUCCCCAUUUUUCCACAAUAUGAAGCAAGAGACUUACAGCCAAAUGAGAAAGUUAUGCUCCUUGCCAAACUAAGGGAAUACAAACCUGAUCUGAAUAAUCUAAAUAGUGAAGUUAAACGACUUGCAUCAAACAAAUUAAAUCAGACUUCAAGAGAUGAGUUGUUGGAAUCAGGAAUGGAAGAUGUAUGAUCGGUACUUCAGGUUCGAAGGGGUAGAGCUCGGGAUGAUCGUAUCGCACACCAUGAUUUUCUGCUCUAUUUUACUAUGAUAUAUUUUUGGAUGAUUGUUGACAUUCUCUGAUUUCCUCUAUGAUUUCUAUAAAGAUGUUUGGUUGAUGGUUUUAUUAAUACAAAAAUGAAAAUUUUGGUUAUAAACUUUGGGACGUUACAAAUAUAAUCGUUAUAUAGGAGUUAUUAAAUGUCAAAAAGGGGGUAAAUGCAUGAACUAGCCAUCUACUUUUUAAUGUAUAGUAUUUAUGUGUAAACAGGGGUAAUAGGGUAUUGUAGUUGUGUAUUUGAUCCAAAUGAUGAUUUUACUUAAAAACUAUGGCAACAAAAAAACUAUGAGAGGAUUGAGUUGUUAUGGUGCUGGAGUUUCUUUGACCGAUAUCCAUUUCAGUUUGGAGAGAGUUCUUAUGGGGAUAUGUUCAUGUUUUUCUUGAUCUGGACAUGUAUUAACCAUCUAGGCAUAUGUUGAUGUUGUUCUUAAUCUUGAUCCGGUCACAUUUCAUCACGCCUACACCAUGAUCGACUUCCACGGGAAUCAAUCUUGCAUUUGUUGGUGAUCUACUUAUGUGGUGGAUGCUGUUGAUUACCGUAUACUAGACAUUUUUACCCUUAGGGGUGAAAGCCACUGAUUUACAACGAAGACAAACACACCAUAAAGAGCAAUUGGCGGGUUUUAUGAGAUUGCUUAACACACGGUAAUCCAACAAAUGGUUUUUUUUUUAACUAAGUCGUUAAACAUUUAUUAUAUUCUGUAUGUAAUUGUAUUAGACAUUUUUAAUGUAUCAUACAAUUUGUAUAGUAUGUCUAUUAAUUUAAGUUGUUUAUCAGAAUAACAUACAUGAUGUUAAUUGAACAAUAUUUGGCAUAAAAA
Lactuca virosa is the source of this 1753-nucleotide messenger RNA. The record is from the annotation of a GenBank genome assembly. Lineage: Eukaryota; Viridiplantae; Streptophyta; Magnoliopsida; Asterales; Asteraceae.